Molecule: messenger RNA, 3537 nt
Organism: Peromyscus maniculatus bairdii (prairie deer mouse)
Lineage: Eukaryota; Metazoa; Chordata; Mammalia; Rodentia; Cricetidae
Source: RefSeq, a predicted model, not a curated record
UCCAACGCCCGAGACCGUUCGGGAACGCACGGCGGCCGUACGCGGGGAGCCCAGGAUGGCCGCCCUAACGAACCGGAUGUUUUGGGGUUCAGUCACAACCGCCUCGUCACCAGGAUAUAGCCACUGUAACGCAGUGUCAACGAUGGUGACAGUUCAUCCCCCGAGAACUUCCCUGUGUUCACAGCGACAUCACGCGUGCUUGGGUGGACGUUACAUCGGAUGACGUUUUUAUGACCAUAUACCAAAGCAGGGGAUCUGCUUGCCACGACUUGCCUUUUCUCCCAGAGGUUCAGGAGUGCGUCUCGUUCUUAGCACACCGCGACCGAUUUCUCCCGGAUGUUGCCUUGCCUUACUCAAUAAUGACACAUCGCUCUUUUUUUUAAACUUUUAUUUAUGUUGUUAAUUUAUGAGACAAGGUCUUACUCUAGCCCCUGGCUGGCUUGGAGUUCGGUAUGCAGACCAGGCUAGCCUCGAACUCAAAGAUCCAUCUGCUCCAGCAUCCUGAGCGUUGGGUUUAAAGUCAUGGGUCACUGGCCAUCUCUGGCUCACAUCUUUUUAAAACAGAGAUCAGGACCUAGGCCCAGCACUUAGCCUUUCAUUUUAAAAAAAAUUAUUGCACACUGAUUUAUUUCACUUAACAUUUACUUGGGUAGAUAUGUUUUGUUUUUUUUUGUAUUUUUGUUUUCCCUAAGAGUCACUCCUGAAUUCAGGCUUUUCCCUUACUUUUCAUAAAAAAACAAUGUAUUUACCUAUAACAAUUGAUUAUUCUUUGCAAGCAGAUUUUGUUUUGUUUUGUUUUUGAGACAGGGUUUCUCUUACGUAACCCUGGCUGUCCUGGAACUCCCUCUAUAGACCAGGCUGGCCUCAAACUCUGCCUCCAAGUGCUGGAAUUAAAGGCUCCCUGUGUAGUAUAGGCAGGCUUGGAGCUUGCUCCCCAGCGCAAGCUGGUGUCUAGCUUUGGAACCUCUUGCUCCUGCCUCUGAAGUGCUAGGUUUAAAAACAAUGGAUGAUUUGCUUCGCUGUGGAAUUUGCUUUGAGUAUUUCAACAUUGCAGUGAUAAUACCCCAGUGCUCUCACAACUAUUGUUCUCUCUGUAUAAGAAAAUUUUUGUCCUAUAAAACACAGUGUCCAACUUGUUGUGUGAGGAGGCAAGAGUUUCAUGACAACUGGGCUCACCAAGCUUCCCUGGACUCUUACCACCCUCCCAGACCAGCCCAUCAGAACAAAUAUCAGCAAGUGUGCUGUCUGUCCCUGAAGCUUUUUCUUGAGACAGUAACAGAACCAGACCUGAGAAAUAACCGUCUUUUAGAUGAACUGGUAAAAAGCAUGAAUUUUGCACGGACUCGCCUGUUGCAGUUUGCUUUAGAGUCACCACCCAUAUCUCCUGUGUCUUCCACCUCAAAGAAAGUUGCUGUUAAAGUACAUAAUACUGAGACCAUCAAACAUCCUGUCAAACAGGGGAACAGGCUGAUGGACAAGUUUCUGCUUAGAGAAACUGGUGAGUGUGUAGCAGACUUGUUGGGAAAAGAGAACGACAGGAAAUUCAGCCCUCACAAAGAGAUAAGCACCUCUGCUGAGAUUAAAGAGACAAGUCUGGUCGGAAAGGCGGUACUUGGUCCCUCGGAUGCUAACGGUCCUGUGACACCUUCUACAUCUACCAUGAAGCUGGAUACUAAAGUGUCUUGUCCUGUUUGUGGGGUCAGCAUUCCAGAAAAUCACAUCAAUAAGCAUUUAGACAGUUGCUUGUCACGUGAAGAGAAGAAGGAGAGCCUCAGAAGUUCUGCUCACAAAAGGAAGCCGCUGCCCAAAACUGUGUAUAACUUGCUCUCUGACCGUGAUUUAAAGAAAAAGAUGAAACAACAUGGAUUAUCUGUUCAAGGAAGCAAACAACAGCUUAUUAAAAGACACCAAGAAUUUGUACACAUGUACAAUGCCCAGUGUGAUGCUUUGCAUCCUAAAUCAGCUGCUGAAAUAGUCCAAGAAGUUGAAAACAUGGAGAAGACCAGGAUGCGCCUUGAAGCCAGUAAACUCAAUGAAAAUGUCAUGGUUUUUACAAAGGACCAAACAGAGAAGGAAAUAGAUGAAAUUCACAGUAAAUAUCGUAAGAAGCAUCAGAAUGCAUUUCAGCUUCUGGUGGAUCAGGCCAAAAAAGGAUACAAGAAAACUGGCAGAAUGUCAAAAGCUACAGUAAUGAGAAAAGAUGUACCUGCAGAGAAGCUUUCGUCUGCAGUCACGGGUUUGUAUUUCCUGUUAGGACAAGAAGAUAAUAUGAACUUCUCGGAUACGGUCUCAGUUACAAACCACUCUCCUCAGUCAGCACCGGACUCCCCAGGGCAGUCAGAGCCCGAGAGACGUGAGGAUUCUUCUAGUUGUACUGAUAUUCUUCUCUCCUCAGAAUCCGAUUCAUGCAAUAGCUCUCCAGUGCUCCUGUUUGGAUCAGGACAGACCUCACAGUGUGGCAUUGCUGACACAUGUCCUUUUAGUUCCAGUUCUGACAUCAUAAGAGAUCUUCUGGAGGAAGAAGAAGCCUGGGAAGCAUCUCACAGGAGCACUAUUGUUGGGAGCAUCCCAAACUGUGCUGCUUGUAUGGAAGCUAGAAAUGAUCAGAACAGAGAAAUAAACCUGCAACAGAAUCACCGCACUAGAGCUACUGAGAGUUCUGAGACUGAACCAAGAAACAAGCGGAAUAGGAAUUAGUAUGAGCUUUUGCUAGCUUUUCCAUACAGUGACCAGAAUAUGGUAUUUUUUAUUCCCACAUGUGGUUUCAUACUUAGCAGUGCCCAGGGAAGUUGUUUAAUUUUAAUGUAAUAGUUAAUUUAUUUUCAUUCUUCUUUGCCUUUUCAGAAAAAACAACAACAGAAAGAAAAGUUGUGAAAUGACCCUUGACCCUUCUUGGUCAGUUGCUUCCUUCCUUUAAGAUGUUUCUCCCCUGAAAACACAUUCACCAGCUUUACACAGCUCACACAUUCCUUAGUAUGGGUGUUUGCCUUGGUUUGGAUUCUCUAUUUCAGAAUGUUUUUAAGUCAUUUUUCACUUUUUUCCAUUGAGGGAAACCAACCCCAGCAACAGCUUCUUUUCGUCGUAACAAGUGGGAAAGAGUGUACAUGUUUUGUUCUAAUCCACCCUCUUUGUAUAAGUGCCCGAUGCCCGGCCACCAGCAGAUACUGGUUAGUACUUAAGAUGAAUGUAUUUGUUUGUUAGACACACCUGUGUUUUACAUAUAGAGUAGGUUUAUGAUGUAAAGUUACAGAGUUAGUUUUAUUAUUUUUGAAAAGUCAGGAAAGUUAGUAUUGUAAUUUAAGUAACAAUCACAAUAACUCCAAAGCAUAUGUAUGUUUUUCUGAAAUGGCACUUAAAAAUUAUUACUGUUAGUAUUUUUCCACUGGGGUCAGGCAGAUCUCUAACACUUUGAAUCCCAGCUGUUAAACAAACAAACAAAAAAUGAAAUAAAUGGAUUUUAUCAAUGAAUACACCACAAGUUGUAAUUUCCUUGAAAUAGUGUCUUGUGAGUAUUUGAAUAAAGACUAUAAAUCUUUA